AUGCAGCCAAGCGUAGUUGCAAUUCGUCAAGGAACGAGCCUGAACGCGCGCUUCAAAGUGAAAGCAGGUGAAGUAGUCGGUGUGAAGAAGCUGUUUCCCGGAUGGUUAAUGGAGACGACGACGACGAUGGCCGCUGGCGUUGCCGCUGUCCGGUUCACUUUCGAUCAAAACGGACACGAUCGGUACCACGGCCUGUUCGGUCAUCAGCACUGGUCAACCGACCCAUCUCGGCUUGAAUAUCAAUCGCUGGAUUGCUGCUGUAUGAGCAGUCGCCGAAAGGCCAACCCGACACGUUUGAGCGAAUCAGAACUUGGCGACGUUGUGCAGAUACCUUCAACAUCGGAGCAGAGUUCGGCCAGAAUGAUCGAGCACCUUGAGGUUCACUCGAAGGACCGUCAUAUCAUGGCCACCGACGAGGACAUGGAUAGUUCACCUAACCCAGCAGCAUCCCCUCCGGCAGCUUCUAUAAAGAGUAGCGCUAGUAGCACCUCGGAGCAUACCAGCACGUCCGCCACCACAGGUGUAACUGAUUAUCCUGACAUUCUUGCUCAAACAGAACAGGGUUGUACUGUUCUGAUUGACGGAAAUACCCUCAGGGAGUUGCUAAAUUCGCUCGAAUCACACGACGGAAAGCUUGACCUCAUUCAGAACGUUAUUCGACAGUUGACAACCCUGAAAGAGCGACUGUCAAGCGAGGAGCUUUCCAAGGAAGACAAAGAAGAACAAAUAGACGCUUUCAUCAAAGAAGAUACAACAAAUCAGAAAAUGCAGUCCGAUACGUUCGAUGACAUGCUACUUCGGCAACAGAUGUUGAUUCAUCAACAAAAUCAGCAGCGAAUCUUGGCAAUGAUGGCUCAACCGAAUUUUUCACUGCUUUUUCCAGGAGCUCCGUAUGAGCAUUUGCUGGGAAACGGUAUCAUUGGCGCUGGAAUGCCUUCCAUAUUGCAGCAGAACCUAGCAGCGUCUUUGGCUGUCUCUACACCAAAACCGAAGCCAGAAAAGGUCCCGGAUUGUCCCCUCAACUUGACGAAGGUAAAAACCGAGGAAAUCAGCAAGCCGAGCCCGGUGAUUCCCGCGAUGUCGACGUCUCCGCUUACUUCAUCAAAUAUUCUUGGUAGAAUUCCGUUUGGGAUGCCGCAUAAUUUCGCCUCAGACUCAUCUGCAUUCACUAACCAUUCGCCAGCUUCUUCUGGUAAAAGCACACCUGGAAAUGCCUCGAUUCUUUCUUCAAUGGAACCUCCCGCAGCUAUUCGAGCUCAAGCAAAGUCGCCUAAUCAUAUCAAACGACCUAUGAAUGCGUUUAUGGUGUGGGCACGCGAUGAAAGAAGAAAGAUUCUCAAAGCUCAUCCCGACAUGCAUAAUAGCAAUAUUAGCAAGAUUCUAGGAAAUCGAUGGAAAUCAAUGAGUAACUCCGAGAAGCAGCCCUACUACGAAGAACAGUCACGUUUAAGCAAAUUACAUAUGGAACAACAUCCUGACUACCGUUAUAGACCGCGACCAAAGAGGACUUGUCUCGUUGAUGGUAAAAAGGUUCGCAUAAACGAGUACAAGACCAUGAUGAAGAAGAAAGAGCCAAACUGGCCAGAGGAUCAGUCGAUCUCUCCCACGUCACAGCGCUUCUGGCGGACUUCGCUCAUCAUCAUCAAUCACACAUGCUACAGACUGCGGAAUAGCAUUCCUCAGAAAGCUGAGGAGUUUAGUGAUGACCUACCACAGCUGCAGUGCUGA
Messenger RNA from Cylicocyclus nassatus, 1728 nucleotides. NCBI's taxonomy places the organism in Eukaryota, Metazoa, Nematoda, Chromadorea, Rhabditida, Strongylidae. The record is from the annotation of a GenBank genome assembly.